CUCUCACUCCCCAUACUUGACACACGUCGCUCAGGUGAAAAGUUUGACCAGAAGGCAUGGAGAAGCAAAAGUGUGAUAGCUAGUCCAGAAACAGGGAAUGCGGUUGAUCAUGUGGGCGUUUUCCAUUGAAUACCUACUCCUCUACCGGUCUCUCAGUUUGCUGUGCCUGAGCAGACAUCCAGUUGACAAUCCUGAGUACAGCUCCUUGUCGGCCGUUGGCUUGUAUCCAUUGAUCGCCUUUCUGGCCACUCCCAGGUCAAGCGAUAUUCCCGAAAAAUAUCUGGGACCAAGAAGACGAAGGAAGAUUGGCGGUAUCUCUGAUGUCCGCUUGCUCUGCAUUUCCUGAUAGAGCCAUCUAGCGUAUCAUGGAAUCCUGAGUCUUAGCCACUUGUCUGACUCGCCGAAGAGUCAAUAGCCUCUUCCCCAACGUUGAUCCUGCCAUGUGCUCGGGGACAUUUGAUCGGCAACUUUUGGAAGGAGCUUUCCGUGGCUCGUACCCAGAUUGUUUCGUUUUCUCUUCCCACCAUUUGCCCCAUAAAUGGAAUCCUAUUCUUCACAACUUUGUUUCAAAAAAUAUAUUCAACGUUGAAUGUUUGGGGAGAAGAGGCGCAGUCUUCGAACCUGAAACGCGAUUAUUAUUAGGUUCGCCGGAUUUGGUGAGGAAAGAAGCCAUUAACCCA
Molecule: messenger RNA, 680 nt
Organism: Aspergillus novofumigatus IBT 16806
Lineage: Eukaryota; Fungi; Ascomycota; Eurotiomycetes; Eurotiales; Aspergillaceae
Exons: 1
Coding region: 110-346 (78 amino acids)
Source: RefSeq, a predicted model, not a curated record